GAGUCGUUGAGGUGUAAGGUUUGUGAAAAUCGACUUGAAGAUUUUAAUCUCACAACUUUUGGAAUAUUUCGAAAAAAAAUAAGAGUAGAGAACAUAAACGAGAAAAGCAAUUAACUAAAUUAAAUACAUAUUUGGUACAUACAAGUACUGUGACGAUAACUCAAAAGAUGAAUUCAAUAUUCCCAUCGAGCUUAUCGCAACCAGUGCAUUCGCCUCAGACCAAAGCCGCGCAACUGGCCUUUCAGCUCUUAGAUAACGCUACAAUGAAUGCACAAUUUAGUCGCCGAUUCGAACAAUUACUACGCUCUGAGAAAUACUACGACUGCGUAUUUCACAUUGGCGGAGCACAACUAAAAUGUCACAAAUUAAUAUUAUCCACAGCCAGUCCAGUUUUCGAGGCCAUGUUCUAUGGUCCAAUACGCGAGCAACAAAAAGAAAUUGAUAUUUUGGACAUUGGCGCCGAAACUUUUCAAAUGCUUCUAAAUUUUAUUUACGCCGGUGUCAUGCCGGUGUCCCUUUCGCUAGAAGAGGCUAUCGAGCUAUACUAUUGCGCUGAGAAAUAUUUAAUCACUGACCUGACGAACACUUGCUUACUGGCGAUAGCGCGCAAAUUACGUUACACAAAUAUUCUACCUGCGCUGGAGCUUUGCGUCUGCAUGGAUCUGCGUGAUCUGCUGGAGGUAUGCAUGUCUUUCUUUAACCGCUGCUGUCUCAACAAUCCACAAUUUAUGACAUCGCAUAAGAGUCACUAUGUGCAUGUAUCCAAGGAAUGCGUCAAGGCAAUAAUUGCAGCUAAUAAUUGCGCGAAGACUAGAAAGCAAGUGUUGUGGUUCGUUUACGAGUGGUGCCAGCAGGAAUGCCAUGAAUUAGGAUUGCAGCAAGAAGAUUGUGCAGUAAUCAUCAAUGAUCUGCAAUUGCCUGCCUACAGUGAUGAGGAAUGCGAAGUAUUGAAGCUAAAAACGCCACAGCGACAUACCUGUAAUUCUAUCGAACGUAGCUAUUUUAAGGCAUGCCGGCCCUUCACUGUCGACCAGGAUACACAUGAAUGGACCGUGUUUGUCAAAUGCAAUCGUUUUAUUGCAUUGCAUGGUCUCAUCAUUUACAGUCGCCUAUCACCACUGACACAUUACGCGUUCAAGCUACCCAGCGAGUACAGUGAAAAUUUGCAUAUUGAAAUUUUAGCAUCCGCUAAUGAAAGAAGUGAUGAAGUGAGUGAUCAAGAGGGCAAUGCGGCGAUCAGCGCUGAGACCUUACUUUGGCAGCAUAAUGUUAUAAAGCAGCUGACUAGAUACAAUUGUGAUAUGAAUAUCGAGUGGGAUGAGGGGCUGUUGCUUACCCCCGAUAUUGAGUAUAAAAUUAAGCUUAUGUGGCGUACGGAUGCAUACGGUUCCGAAUAUCCGUGUAGUUUGCAAUCGGAUUUCGUGGAUGGAAUAAGUUUCAGGGACGAACCAAUGCACUCUGGGAGCUUGGUCAAGGGGUUGCGCUUUACAAAUUUGAUGUAAUAACUUGGAUGUACAUACGAUUAUAAAUUCUAAGAUGGCAUAGAUAAAAUGUAUUUUUUUUUAUAUCGAUGGUCCUGUGCAAUAACGACGCAAUUCAAAAUUCAAAAAACAAAAACUGUUACUACUGUUAAGUGGCUACUUGUCUCUAAUCAUUGUCUAAUCCAUUUACAUCUCUUACUAAGGUAAGCAGUAAGGAAUGCAAAAGUAAGUACAAAAGGAUAGACAUGGAUUCGACAAGGAUUAAAGGCAUGAGCCACUUAACAGUAGUAACAGUUUUUAUUUUUCGAAUUUUGAAUUGUGUCGUUAUUGCAUAGGACCA
This is a messenger RNA of Rhagoletis pomonella (apple maggot), 1821 nucleotides long. Its product is annotated as BTB/POZ domain-containing protein 1. Gene Ontology annotation, biological process: proteasome-mediated ubiquitin-dependent protein catabolic process; regulation of proteolysis. Gene Ontology annotation, cellular component: nucleus; cytoplasm. The record is from RefSeq and is a predicted model, not a curated record. The transcript is spliced from 2 exons. NCBI's taxonomy places the organism in Eukaryota, Metazoa, Arthropoda, Insecta, Diptera, Tephritidae. Bases 168 to 1502 code for a protein of 444 amino acids. Gene Ontology annotation, molecular function: ubiquitin protein ligase binding.